UGAGUUAUGGUUCCAAAGCUGCAUUAUGGGGAUAGAAAGUCUCAUUAUAGUAUUAGACAAUCCUGUUGGAAUUUAUUUUCCUGGAGAGGAAGUGUCUGGAGUAGUUCACAUCUCAAAUGUCAGCAGUAAAAUACUGAAAGGAAUUUACCUGGAAUGUCAAGGCUAUGCAAAAUUUUGUUUCAAUGAAUUGAGUAGUCAGACUUACUAUUCAGCUGAAGAAACUUAUCUAGACCUGAAAAUUCCUCUAAUUACCAAUGAAGGCAGAGAAACAUUUGAACUUGUCAGUGGAGUUCACCAAUUUCCAUUUGUGUUUGUACUUCCAAAAAAAUUCCCUCUUCAUUUCAAACUGAGAUGUUGGAAAAAUUUGGCUAUGGCCAUGUCAAAUACUCAAUCAAAGUAGUUUUGAAGAGAUCUUCACGUCAAGCAAAUGGAGAAACCUGCACAUUCCAUUCACUGG
This is a messenger RNA of Daphnia magna, 457 nucleotides long. Its product is annotated as arrestin domain-containing protein 17-like. The coding region runs from base 26 to 400 and encodes 124 amino acids. Gene Ontology annotation, cellular component: cytoplasm. The transcript has 3 exons. The record is from RefSeq and is a predicted model, not a curated record. NCBI's taxonomy places the organism in Eukaryota, Metazoa, Arthropoda, Branchiopoda, Diplostraca, Daphniidae. Gene Ontology annotation, biological process: protein transport.